AUGCAAGAGCUGCUAGGCGGGUGGCUUCAACCCACACAGGGAGAGAAGGAGACGUUACUAAGGCAAGGUACACGGGACCUGGCCCGGUUAGCCGACCAGGCCAUUUGUUGGAGGGACGAUAAUACACUGCAGAUCAGGCUUUACGAGGAACUUCCUCGUUGGCAACGGGAGUGGUCGACUGAAGCUAAGACAUUCUGGCCCACAUACCUGUGGAGCAGUAACCCAUGGAUUCGAGAAGCAAACGGGGGCAUGCUGACAGCCAAGAUAUAUAACCGGAUCCGUGUUUGCACGCUACCGGAGUUGCACAUUCAGCGAAUAGGACUGGCGGCGUAUACGCUCCGGAUUCCAUUGACCAGGCUUCGGCAACCACCCAAUCUGCACUAUCAUUACCAUUGGAAAGUCCUAGACACUAAACUCGUCCAAGGGGUCCCAGAAGGAACCGACGGCACCGACGGAGGAUAUUUUAUCCUAAAACCAGAACCGAACGGCGUUCACUGGGCUAUCCAACAAGCGUAA
Molecule: messenger RNA, 516 nt
Organism: Phytophthora sojae
Lineage: Eukaryota; Oomycota; Peronosporomycetes; Peronosporales; Peronosporaceae
Exons: 3
Coding region: 1-516 (171 amino acids)
Source: RefSeq, a predicted model, not a curated record